UGUACGAGACAGGGUGUCUGCAAGCGGUAAAAAAGAAAAAAAAAUAAAAAGAGAACAAGACGAAUAAAACCCACAUCUGUUAGUUUCUUAAUCAAUUUCGGAGGCAGCGAGAGCAGAGCAACGAAGCCGAUUAAAUCCAAUCCCAGAAACUCGACGCUCGAGACUAAACUCAACUCUCUGUUUUCAUGGCGGUCGCAUUCGCGUUUUGAUUUUCAGCUGGCGCAGUUGCGUGUCAGCCUGCGUGUGUGCGUGUGUUUGUGUGUGUAAACAAUUUUUGUAUAGGCGAAAUUUAAUCAUAAUAUUUAAAAGGCAACCCCCAUCAUCUUUUGAUCCCCACCGAUCGGAUUCAACAAAUAAAAUCCAAAAUAAAUAUACAAACACUCGAGUAACACACACGCAUAGCUGCAUCUGCAAAAUGGAAUUUAUGAAAUGGGGACUUCCCCUGCUGCUGGCCACUCUGGUGGCCCUCCAACAGCCCACCCAAACGGAGGGACUGAUCGAGGAUGUCCUGGACAUCAUCCACGUGGUCAAGGAGGUCACCUCUGGGGUCCUCAAGGCCUGGGACAUUGUUCAAUCCUCACCACUGGCGGCCAACAUUGAUUUUCCCCUGAUGCGGGAAAAACAGAAGAAGGUCUUACAGCGACUGAAAGAAGUUAGCAAGCAAAUAGAUCACACCGAAGAUCAGCACGCUCAAUAUGUUGCCUUGGCCAUCGAAUCGGUUACUACUUUCAUGCACAACAACGCUCCAAUUAUGGCCAAGAUGAAUGAUAUCUCAGACACUAUUAAUAGGAUCUCAUCGCGCUAUCAGCAGAUGCAAAAGUACGAGGCUUACAAAGAUAAAUUGGAAAUGUCUACGCUUAUAACAUUUGCCGAAUGGACAGUUACACCAAAUGCCCAUUCAGUGCACCAUCUAAUGGAUCGACUGCAUCUCACACUUCUCGGCAGCGAGGAUAGGACGUCCAACGUAACGUCCAGUAACCUGCUCCAACAACUGACCACCGCAUAUGAGGUGUCGAACAAUCAGAUUUGCAAUACUCUGCAAUCCGCCCAACAGUUUGUGUACUCCCUAUAUGCGGAUAUAGCCCUGACCGAACUGAAGGCCUACACCAUGAUGGAGUUCUCGUGGAUGAUGUUGCGUGUCUACGGCAAGGGCAACUACACCCAGGAGGCGGAACUGAUGCGAUCGGACUACGAGAAGAGGACGGAACGCACACUGAAAUUGCUCAAGGACGUGAUGCUCCGGGCGGAUCGUAUCGUUUAUCGCUGCGAUCCGGGGAAACAUGUAAAGGGUGUCACCUACGACGAGGUCACCCGGCUUUUGCAGGGCUAUAUCGAAAACGAGGUGGAUCUGAAUAACGAGGAAACCUGCCGAGAGACGUGCUCCUUCUACCAGUCCACCCGCAGUGAGGGCUGCUUCAAGGAACUCUACUGUGCCCGCCAGCCGAGAUGUUCGGGUCGUCUCUACGACUGCCAGUUUGUCGACUCCGACAUGUGGGUGUGCCCGUCGCCACAGAACAGCACCAGGCGCUACGAGUUCAUCGAGUACGAGAACGGACGCGUCCUUGGAAAGCGGGGUAAAUGCACCAGGGGCACCACCAAGGUGGACAGCUGGUGGCGUUACCUUCUCUGGCACUGCAGCUACUGCUUCUGCCUGUGCGAUGAGCAGGGACUCAAGUCGGACCGAUUCUUCAACCUGCGGGAUACGAUCGCUGACGUGAAGCGCAACAGAAUCGUGACUGGCUUGCGUUUUGUGAAGAAAAACCGCAUAUUCCAUCUGCAAAUCCAGGAGGGCGAACUCCUGCCACGAGGCGCCGUCAAUCAGAGCACCUUGGAGUGGAAGCCCGUGGAGAAGUACAACUUCUUUGAUCGUGAUGUCAAGAAGGGCGUCGACUAUCACAUGUUGAGCUACGAGAGCCGCUCCAUCGAUCUGGACGAUGUAAACACGGAUGACAAUAGCUUUGUGAUAACCGGUGUUAGAUUCCGAGUGGUGGGCGCCCAUCUGAAUCUAGAGGCCUACUACAGCGAGUUCGACUUCAAAACGGGCCAGCUCAUUCAGCCGGAAGCUAAUAGCUAUUGGAAGUCUAACGAUAACACCGAUGUCAGCGGGGCACGCAGAGAGAAACUGCGCUUGGAGAACGCCGACGUGUCUACGCGGACAAUCACCCACUCGAUACCUCUGUCGCGACACAAUCAAUACAUUGACUUCACCAACACGGGACUGGACAAGGAUGCCGCCCAGAGCACUGUGCCCUUCAUUGACAUCCAGGACGUGAUCUCGAACCCACCUGUACCACUAUCCGGCAUUGGCAUCUACUACAAGGGCCGCAACGGCUACGGCGGCUUCUUGGGCCCCAAGCUCAUCACCUACGACUAUACGCCUCACGUUCAGGUGCCAAAGAAUAAGUUCUAAGGUGGAUGGAGUGGGAGAGGCGGUGCUGUUUCAUCCCGCACAUAUGUCAUAGCUUUCUUAGUUGUACACUACCUAUCAAUACACACUUGCAAUUACUUUCGCGUAGUCUAAGUGAGAUCGAAGAAGAACGAAGCGCAAGAGACGCAGAAUUCGGCAAGACAAGAAUAUAACUUAAAUUAUAUUGGAAUUUAGCCAUAAAACAAGAAACAAAUAAAAAGAAUCUGAAUCGGAAAAAACACUAAAAAUAAAAAC
This is a messenger RNA of Drosophila elegans, 2662 nucleotides long. RefSeq lists its product as uncharacterized. The record is from RefSeq and is a predicted model, not a curated record. The transcript has 5 exons. Bases 416 to 2410 code for a protein of 664 amino acids. NCBI's taxonomy places the organism in Eukaryota, Metazoa, Arthropoda, Insecta, Diptera, Drosophilidae.